Messenger RNA from Phytomonas sp. EM1, 1185 nucleotides. Lineage: Eukaryota; Euglenozoa; Kinetoplastea; Trypanosomatida; Trypanosomatidae. The record is from the annotation of a GenBank genome assembly.
AUGAAGAUAUUUCUCAAAACUAUAACCGGAAAGAUGCAAGAUCUGGAUGUUUCGGCGACCACUACAAUUCUUGAUAUCAAAAAGACCUUAGAAUCAGAGUACGAUAUCAGCACGCUUCGAUUAUGCUACAAAGGCGCUAUUCUUGCUGACACGGUAACUGUUGAGGACGCUAAAAUGGCUGAAAACGCCACACUUAUCAUCACAGGAAAGAAGUGCAGCAUCCCCAAACCUCCACAGCCCUCUUCGCCGACCACAAGCGGGACCAUCCCGUCCGCAAGUGCUGACCCCACGACGCACCCCGGGGUUUCCCCUGAGGUGCAACCCUCCCCUCAACCAAUCCCGGAGCCCCGUGCGGCGACGGCCGCCGUGGCGCCCACCCCCCUGCCCCCUGCUCGUGUGAAUCCGGAUUCCACCAGCGACGUCAGCAGCGGCUUGAUUGACGGUAUCGUCGCGAUGGGCUUUGAGGACCGCGCCCAGGUCUCCCUGGCGUUGCGCGCCGCCUUCAUGAACCCGGACCGCGCCGUGGAGUACCUCUGCACGGGCAUCCCGCCCAACCUGCUCCGAGAGCUCAGCCAUCCCACUCAACCGGUGGCGGAUCCCGCCACGACUCCAACCCCGACGUCGGUCGCGGCAACACGAUCUAGCAAUGUGCUCAGGGCCGUUUCGAGUGUGCAACCCGCGCCUGGUGCAUCCGAAUUGCGCACUGCCCUGUGGACGAUUCCACAGUUCGAAAACAUCCGCGCCGUUUUCCAGAGCAACCAGGCGAGUUUUCCAGUAGUGAUAGAACAAAUUAGAGAUCGCUAUCCAAAUAUUUUUCAGCUUAUCGAAGCAAAUCAAGAAGAAUUUCUGCAAGUGAUGAACGAAACAGCCGGCCAACCUGGGAAUCCCAUGACAACGGGCGCCAGUGGCAAUAUUACGGACACCGUUCCUGUAGAGUUGCAGCUCACUGCCUCGGAUCAAGCGGCUGUCCAGCAACUUGUGGAGCUUGGUGCAGGAAUGUGGGAUGAACAGAGCGCUCUGAUGGUCUACCUCGCUACGCAAAGAAAUCAAGAAAUAGCAGCGAAUGUCCUCUUCGAGAAUGGGGGCAUUCCACCCAAUUUACUGGAGCAGUUCGCUGCAGAUCUGCGACACCUAGGCGAUGAGGACAAUGAUGAACCCGGUGAUAUGGAAGAGGAACCAAAGUAA